Molecule: messenger RNA, 3592 nt
Organism: Sardina pilchardus (European sardine)
Lineage: Eukaryota; Metazoa; Chordata; Actinopteri; Clupeiformes; Clupeidae
Exons: 11
Coding region: 133-3429 (1098 amino acids)
Source: RefSeq, a predicted model, not a curated record
UACUAACCAAUCGUAAUAUGUGAUGCUCAUUUUGAACCAAAGCGGUAGGUUGUUAAAAUCUCCAGCGACACUGCAUUCCAAAGAUUCUUUGCAGUGGACAUUGUACAUUGUAGCACUCCGGGAGUGUGCAAGAUGAGCGUGAAUGACAGCGUGACAACAGCUGCCGAUGUCACAACCGGAGGUGACGGCGGCGACGGUCAGAACCGUGAUGCAGUGGUGGGCGAAUCCAGCGCUGAUCCUGCCGCUGCGGAAGUGAGCAAAGGAGUCGCCUCCCUGCCGUCACCCAACAAGACCGGGGCAGGGAGGCAGCAGAUGGUGUACAGCAUCUUGGAGGAGACUCCACCCUGGACUAGAGAGUCGUUUCUGUUCAACCUCUCCUCCUUUCAAGAGGACGUGUCUGUAGGGGCGUCUCCGUUCACCACGGGCCGAUUGACUCCCGGUCUCCGGCGCCUCUGCCUGGACGGCAGCCCGUCGGUGGCUCGGGCGAAGGCUGAAAGGCACAGUUACCUCCACUCGGCUACCUCUCCCACUCUGGAGAACGAGACACCACCGUGGAUGAAGGUGAGUUUCAUGGACUGCUCUGUCACCACACCCACUGAGCCGGCGAACUCGGUGGAAUUGCCCGGUGGUGGUGGUGCUGGCACGGCCACCGCUGUGCCUUUGCCAGACACGGUCACGGUCACGUUGGAUGUCCAAAAUGAUGCAAUGGAUGUGCAGUGUGAAGGUAAAAGUCCCAUCUACUCUGUCCCAUGUACUCCUGAAGUUGAUUCAACCGGUGCUCAAAACGCAGUGGAUUCGCCUUGUAGGGACAGUCCAGCCUCAGCUAUAGCCAGUAGUGACAGACAAGCCAUACUCAUAAACAGUACCAUGGAUCUGCCAGGAGGAAGCAACACUCCUGGGUCAGCUGGUGACCUCACAGUUCCGAUGACCGAUGACAUGAACAGCACCACCAACCUGACAUCUGGCCACAGCAGCCCAAGUGUUGCUGAGAGAAACGCGUCGACGUCCGCUGACGAAAUAAAUAAAACUACUGAUGUGGCCAAUAAUAGCACUCCGAGUAUUGCUCUGACGUCUGACGUCAACACAUCCACUGGUGAGAGAGACCACACCGUUGAGUUGGAGCGUAGUGGCGGACCCAACAUGGCUGUACCUGCUGGUUGCAGCGUUGCCCUUUCUGAUGUUGAUGCCUCGUCGAAUCGUCAAAUGAACGGGACGAUGGAGCUGGCGGGCAGUGUUGGUAGCGCCGCUGAUUCAAAGAAGCCCACCGCACAUCAAGACCUCACCGUAGAGAUGGGGAGUGAUGGCAGCCUGAUCAGUCCGGCAGUUUCUCCCAGCGUCUCCAGACCCAGUCGAGAGCUCAACGCCACGGUGGAUAAGGAACAUGAUGGCAAGUUCACCGCAGCUGAGGUCAACACUACCAUGCCUGUGCACCACAACACCACCGUGGACUUUCCACAUGGUGACGGCACCAAUAACGCACCUAUGGCUGUCUGUCACAAUGGCACGCUGGAUUUGACUGCUGCCGAAACCCCCGUUGCCACCAAACUCGCCGGGGAGAUGAACAGUACGGUAGAUCUGGUACACCGCAGAAGCAUCACAUCUGCUGGACCAAUGAACAGCACUGUUGAGCUGCAGAGCACUACCACCACCUCAAAUGCUUCACCUAGCGUUACUGCAGAGGUGCAGAAAUUAACCAGUUCAGCGGUCACAGGUGUUGGCUCGCCCGCAGUUGUGGCUAACGGCACGGUGAACUUGACGUCCAGCGAUAGCCCGUGUGUAGCUGCGGCAGCUGUGGUUAAUGGCACGGUGAACUUGACGCACAUCGCCAGUCCGUGUGUAACUGGAGCGGCUGUGGUUAACAGCACGGUGAACCUCACAUGCAACGGCAGCCCUUCUGUGUCCGGCGUACAAAAACUGGACAACACAGUCGAGAUGGAGGUGUCAAAUCCGAGCUCUGGCCUGGAAACGGCACGUGGCCAUGCCGCAGUCAAUGAAAAAGCAAAUGGUGUCAAUGAAGAAUGCACCAGCCCUGCAUCUGACACCGCAGCUUCUGCUGCUGAAUGCACCAGUCCACAGGGAAGUGUGGCAAAUGCGCCGGCGUGUGCCGGCAACGGCACUGUGUCCGAUUCAGCCACGCUGACGAUGAACCUGAACCUGUCGGAGGCCGAAGUGACGGUGGAGCGCUCGGCGCCGGAGUCGCGGCUGUCGGCCCACUUCGCGCUGGACGACUCUCUGGACCUGCAGGCGUGCAGCCUGGUCACCUCCACGCCCAUGCCCGAGCACCGCGAGUUCUCCUUCCCCCGGCCCGCCGACCUCGUCCUCAGCCGAGUCUGCGAGGCCCGCAAGCAACUGGUGCUGCCCGCCAACACCACCAUCACCAAGACGACCGCCAAGGCCACCACGUCCUCCUGCCCCACCGCCAAGGCCACCGACGGCAGUGACUCACCUGGUGAGGAUGGAGCAGAAACCAGCCCCGCUGAAAUCUCACCUCCCAGCGAGGGCGCAACAGGCGUCCACGCCAGCCUGGCACAGAGACGGGGAGUGGUGCCCAGAGCCUCGGGCAUCACCUUACCCAGAGCAGGAGGGCCUGCAGUUGCCAUGGCAGCACCAGCGGCGCCCGGUGCCAAGUCCUCCGGCCUUCCAGUCACUCGCCGGACCAUCCCCAAACCCACGCGCAGGAUUGGUUUGCUGGGUAUGGCUACAGUGGGCAACAGCACGGUAGAGGGCAUUCCGGCACCAUCUGGUAUUCCCAACACCAACAGACUCUCACUUGGAAUGAAGGCAGCAUUACGCAGUGCCACCUCUACUGCUCCAGUGCCUCAGCCCUCCCUUGCUCUUCAGAGACGUCUCAGUCUGGCUCCAGCCCUCUCCACACGACUCAAGAAGAAGCCCAACGAGGGAGCCAUCCCCACUGUGAGCAAGGAGGCCGCAGCCAGCUCAGUGCGGCCCACUCGUGUCUCCGCGGGUGUGAAGAGACCGGUCCCGGAGCCCAAAGGAGGCCCAGCCAAGAGGUCGAAAGAAGAUAGUACGCAUACCUCUGUCAGCAAGGACUCAGUAUCCAUUGCAGGCAGACCAUCCAGAACCUCCACUGGAUUAAGAAAGGGACUGCCUGAGCCCAAGGUGGAACUCAGGAGGCCUAGUGUGGGUCCAGCAUCCAAGCUCAAGUCUGGUCUGCUCAUGAAGAAAGGUCCAGUGCUUCCCACCGUGCCUGAAGAUGCCAUAUCCUCCUCCUCAAACCAUACUAUAUCUGCUUCAUUGGUGACUGCCCCGUCGUUGGACAGCGAGGGCACUUACGUGUGCGAUGGGCAAGAGCAUCCUGAUUGCAAAACAGAUUGCAAGAACUGUGAAUGUCUACGACAACAAAACCAACAACUACGCCAGGAGAAUGAAGCAUUGAAGGCACAGUUAAUAAAGAUGCAGAACCCUUAGGAUCUUGUGAAGGGAACCCCCCACAGGUGGCAGCGUUGAGCUACUCUUAAUUGAAUAUUGACUGUUCAAUAUUCCACAAAAAAAAUGAAUGACUAUAUUUAACUUGUGUCUAUAUGUGUAUGAUUGUACAAAAUAUACUAAUAAAUGUAGUGUCUUAUCUUUU